UCGCUGAACCAACCUCUCCUCGGUGGUUACCCAUGGCCACCGACUAAGCGUCUACAAGCAGAGAAGAGUGUAAACAAAGUGAGUGAUGGCUGUUAAACAAACGUGACGUUAGGGUAGAACAGGUAAACAGUUUCCAAUGAGACCGAGGUGGUUUGCGGUUUUGAACCUUUGUUUUAACUCACUGAAGUGCUGAAGUGUUGCAUUUGCAAACGAGACUGUCUUUGUGACACAAGGAAAAGCCAUUUCUAUUUCUUUCCUUUUCAAGGUUGCAUGGACGUACGUAAGUUUGAUUUAAAACGACGUAUUUUGUCCGGUAUCGAGGCGGGCGGAGGGGAAGCAGAUUAUUUCUGCGUUAUAUAACAGAAAGAUGGAAGAUGAGGGGUCUGUUUCUCCCAUGUUACACUUGGAUCUGUAUAAUUUUGAAUCUUCCGAAGCGGAGAAGAGCAGGUACGUUCUGACUAGCCCGAGAUCGCUGGAAGCGUGUGCUAGGAUAGGAUUGAGACCUGUAGAACUUUUGCACAAACCGUUGUCCGAGUUUGUGGAUGAAAAUCCAGACACCCCACUGAGAACUGUCACUGAACUCUAUGAAUUGCAUGAAAAGCAACGUAGGAGAGAAUUACGCGAUUGCAGAGAGGAGAGGCUGAAAAUUAUAGAGGAGGAAAAGGAAGGUAGAACCCCUAUACCAACCAGCGUGCCAGUGUCUACCAUUCAGAAAAACACAACGCUGGUUUCAGAGACCAAAGAAGAAGAUAAAGUUAAUAACAGUUCUGAAUCACUUGGGAGAAACAGGUCUUCAGAAUGGACAAGAAACAAUAACGACAAGUCAGAAGCUAGCAAAAAGUCACCCUCCUCAGAUUAUAAAGCACAAAAGCUGGCCAAAGUGGAAUUGAAAAACACAGGUGUUCCGGGCUAUGUGGGCACCAGCUUGAGCCUGGGGGAUCUGAGCCAUUACCCUGCCACUGAGAAGAAACUGCAGAAACUUUUGAUGGCCGUCAGGAGGGAAACCUGCGUAUCGGUCCCUGAGAGGGACAGAAAAAUUGCCGCUUUGAUGCUUGCCAAGCACGAGGAGAAGAAAUCACGGCAGCAGCUUAGACUAAGAACUGAGCAGCUCUGGGAGGAGGGGAAGAGGAAGGAGAGGCUGCAGAAGGCGAGGGAGGAGAGGGAGAGGAGGCAGCAACUGGGCCGCAGCAUGGAGCGCUGGCAGCGGGAGCUGGCGGCGCGGAAGAGCCAGGUGCAGCUUAAGGAGGCGCUGCUGGCAGAGGAGAGAGAGAGAGCGGCCGCCCUGCACCGGGACAAGUGGCACAGGCUGGCAGCGGAGCAGGAGGCCAGGAGGCUGGAGAAGAUCGAGGGAGCCAGGUAUGAAGCAGACUGCAAGAAGCGCUACCAGGAGCAGCUGCUGAGGGAGAAGGAGCAGGACGAGGAGGCAGUCAGGGAGAAGCAGUGCCAGGAGGUGCAGGAGAAGAUCUUCCGGGCCUCCCAGAGCAAGCUGCUGAAGGAGAUGAAGGAGAGGGAGAAGAUCCAGCAGGAGAACCGACACGAGAAGCUGAAGCACCUGCUCCUCAAGAGGGAGGUGGAGGAGCAGGCCAAAGCAGAGGAGCUCCUCAAGAGGACGGCCCUGGAGAAGAAGCUGCAGAAAUCCCAGGAGAAGCACAAGCAGGUGCUGGAGGAACGCAGCAGGCAGCUCACGGAAAGGUGCACCAGGGAGCAGGAGCAGGUCAUCCUGGCCAGGAUCCGGGCGGAGAAUCGCGAGCAGGAGCAGCAGAGGCACAAGGAGGCGCAGGCCCAGCUCACCCACAGGAAGAUCCAGCAGGCCGGCGAGUCCGCGGGGGAGACGGUACGCCGCAAAGCGCAGGAAGCCAGGAGGGUCAACGCUGAGAAGAAACGCUCCCACCAGCUGCUGAUGCAGAAGGUGGAGGAGGAGGAGGAGUGGCACCGGCGGGGGCUGCAGGAGGGCAUCCACAAGAAGAACAGGAAGAGCGAGCGGAUCCUGCAGGAGAAGAAAGCUGUCAUCGAGGAGUCCCGCAAAGUGGCCCGCGCCUCCCUCCAGGUGAGGGAGAGUGUGAGGGAGCAGAUCAACAGCCGCUCAUUCGACCAGAUGGCACUCGAGGCCCAGCUCAGAGCCAGCCUGACCAAAAUCAAACUGUAGCACUGUGGAGGACACCUUCACAACCAGCACACCAAGCGUUAACCUCGUGUUUUUGUAUCUGUGAACUUCCUGGGGCAGCUGAAAAGGAGACUGCUUGCUGUUUUCUAACAUAACAGGUGUGGUUUAUGAAAUUCAUUGAAGGUGUGCCUCUUCUCUGUAUAGUGACUCUAACAGAGUAAUGCCACAGGCACAGCAUCAUACUUAGCCUCCCUAACGUUUCAAUUUUAUAAUCUAGUGGAAGUGUUUGAAUGUUGCCAGUUUGCAGUAUAAAGGGAUCUGUUUUUUUGUUGUUUUGUUCAACCCCCCCCCCCCCCCCCCCUUUUACCAACAGUGUUUGACAUGCCCAACACAAACUCUUAUAAAACAUAGAUUCAGAAUACUACAAGGGUGACGUAAUACAAGGCUUUCUGUUUUCUGUCAGUACUGAAGGAACAGGUUGCAGGUGACAUGUUCAUGAAGUUCUUCCAAUCAAUUUCAUUUUGUUGAGAGAAAACACGUCUGUAAAGCGAACACUGUUUCCACAAGGCAAAAAAAUAAAAUGAGUCAAACAAAAAAGUAAUACAAGUAUCACUAAGAUAUGAACACACUAAAUUGUGCAGCCUACAUACAUUCUUUAACAGUAUUUAUUAUUUAUUAUUAUGCUGUGUAAAUAGCCUUGAUUAACCUGUGUGGGCAUGUCGUUUCAGGCUUACAGUUUCUACUUAAAAUCUUUAAUUAUGUCUUUAUAAUAAUGUUUUUUAUCCUGAAUCUUAUCAAUCGAUCACUGAUUUCCAAAGCUAUACAGUAAAACUUCAAAACCCAAGCUAAUUGGGACCAGGGGGUGUUCGGAUAAUCUAAUUGUUCUGAUAAUCAAUUUAAUGUUUUACAUGAUACAAAAAAUAUAUAAUUCACCAUUUUACCUGUAAAUAUAUAAACUACAGAACUGCACUGUUCUGUAAAUACCCGAAAUUCAGGGCUGCAUUUCCUUUGCAAGCAGGGCAGAAGAGGACAGCACACAAGACAGGAUAACAAGGGGCUGUUCAUAUAAUAGAGGUGUUUGGAUAAGCAGGGUUCUAAAGUUUUACUGUACUAGUGUGCAGAGACUUUUCCAUAUGACCUGUGGCUUGCAUGAACGUUUAGUCAUGUUGAUAUUUGAAUAUGUUUUUCACUGACAAGUACAAGUCCCACUUUUUGAAAACCAAUGAAACAUGACAUUGCUGUUAUUCUGUUUUCUAAUGGACAGUAACAGGUUCCAUUGACACUGCUCCGAGGGGGCUGACUGGAGUGAAAGCCCAGUUCUGUGCCUCUCACUUACAAAACCGAAUGGCUUGACGUACCAUGUACUUACAUUGGCGACUUCAAUGGUUUGAUGCUUGUUCAUAGCUCUUGUCUGUAGAAUCAUGCUUGAAAAGUGGCUCUGAAGUAUGUAUCUCUAGCAUUGUUAAAAUAGAUGCAGCCAAGCUGAUAUGUUGACACGUUGUAUUGGUAAUGAUGAAAUACUAAAAUAAUUCUGUACACUUUUCAAAGAAUUGGACACGUUUGUGCUCGAUAUCAACUUGGUUGUUCACUGUGUGUUUUAGUACCACUUUUUUUGGUAAGAAACAUUUGACCUUAUUGCUACUGUAAUUAACCUCAAUUGUUUCUAGUUUCCCUUCCUUAACACCUUGUCUAGUGUAAAACUCUAAUUGUCAUUGACAGCAGUAGGGCAUGAUGGGCUGUCGCUGUGUUAAUUGCUAUUCUACUCAUGCACUUUUAGCUCCCUGCCUGCACAGACCUAUAUUAAACUCUGACCCCAAACAACUUUGCAUGCCAGCAGAAACUAGUGUGUCACUUUUAAGCUUCCUACAGCUUAACCUGGGGCAUAACUAGUGGCUAUUAAACAACAGUCCUCUUGCAUCAGAAUCUGCAAUCUUUUAUAGUGCAUUGUGGGUAUGGUUUUAUCAUGUCCUACUUCAGCAUUAUCGAAGAGAGCACAGCUUACUGACAUUUACUGCUCCUAAUGGGGUGGAUGGAGCUAGAGUAGUUUAAAAGCAGUGCUCUCAGUUUAAUUUCUGACAGGUAUUGGUACUAAAGAGGUGUUUCCGCCUGAGAUUAAGCUAAGGCGUUUCAGUUUUAGAUAGCAAGUCCUGAUGAACCACACAAGAUUUUCUGUAUGGAAAAUAAUCUAGCAGACUCUGACCACUUCAACUGGACGGCAUAUACUGAGUGUCUGUGUCACAUUGAUUGAAUAAAUGUUUGUAAGGAUGUUUUACUGUACUAUCUAUGUGUGAUACCCUGUUUUUAAAGUUUGAGUGCUUUCUUUUCAAAAACAUACAUACUGUUUUGUUUUACUUGUAAUUGUAUAUUUUGUGUGUGUGUGUUUUUUUCUUAAAAAUUUAUUUAAAAAAAUAAAUAAAUAAAGUUUAUUUUAA
This is a messenger RNA of Acipenser ruthenus (sterlet), 4536 nucleotides long. RefSeq names its product coiled-coil domain-containing protein 177. Bases 368 to 2146 code for a protein of 592 amino acids. Lineage: Eukaryota; Metazoa; Chordata; Actinopteri; Acipenseriformes; Acipenseridae. The transcript has a single exon. The record is from RefSeq and is a predicted model, not a curated record.